CGAAGAAUACCUGCAAAAUGAGCGCACGAUUGCCGCCGACCGUCGAGUCAGUUGUCAUCGAUUCCGGGAAUCUGUUGUCUCUCGAAGACCUCAAACGAAAGGUCUCAAUACAUCCCAACGAAGAGUUUGCCGAAGGGAUCACACGAAUCGUCACCCAAUGGCAACCGAACGGUGACCUCAAGCCGGACACUAAGACGGCGUUUCUGGCCAAUGGACACAACCCGUCGUCGGCGACCGUAUUGUCGGCCGAACGGCAAACCUAUAGAAUAACAGUCAAACUGUUUCUAUUCGACGACUGCGGACACGACUGUCCAUCGCUGCGGUCGGGCGUCGAUGUGGUGCUCAAACAGUUGGGCAUUGAGUCGAUCGACUCGUUGAUCGUGUCGUUGCCGUCGCGGACCACAAAACUCUCGUUAGACGAUAUCAAGCCUUUCUGGACGUGUGCCGAGACAUUCGUGACGGACGGCAGGGCCUCGCAGUUAGGGGUUUCCGAUCUCGACACUAACCAAUUGGCGGCGCUAUACGAAUGGGCGCACACAUCAAAGCCCACCACUAAUCACAUUAAUCUCGAGGCCUGUUGUGUAAUACCCGAAGAGAUGAGCGCUUACGCCAAACAGCAUAACAUUCAAUUGCUUACGCAUAACGACCCCAAGGACUUCUUGCCUGAAUCGCGAUUCAAUGAAAUAAUGUCUCAUUUGGUGGACCCGAACGAGAGUAAGCUCUGGAAGCGGGUGUGGAUCGCGAGGUAUUCAAUAAUAGUUGCGGGAAAAGGCAUUUUGCAAAACAAGGGCUACAUCUUGUCGGCCAAGAAAUGCGCCCAAAACUAAAGACAGCCACUAAUCGACACCUAUUAUGUCCUAAUGGAUGAGAUUAAAAGUAAUCCGUUAAACACAACUACAAUAUUUUAUCGCAAAUUAUUUGUUAAU
This is a messenger RNA of Medioppia subpectinata, 926 nucleotides long. Lineage: Eukaryota; Metazoa; Arthropoda; Arachnida; Sarcoptiformes; Oppiidae. The record is from the annotation of a GenBank genome assembly.